AUGCAUCCCAAUGAAGUCUUGAACAUUGUAAACGAAUGUAACAAUAAUUUAUUAGAUGACGAGGCAAUUGUUGUGCAUGUCAAUGACUGGCUAUCGCGAAAUAAAUACGAUUCUGAAGAGAUUUUUCGUGUUGUGAGGGAUCAGAGUUCACGGAUUGAGUAUGCGAUUUUGCUGGGAUUCAUGUAUCGUUGGGGCAUUGGGACAGAAAUUGAUGAAAUACGUGCAUUUGCAUUUUACAAUAAGGCAGCAGAAACUGGCAUCCCCCUAGGCCUCUCAGAAGUCGGUUACUGCUUUCUAAACGGAAAAGGCGUCUACCGUGACGAAGAAAAAGCUUUCAGCUAUUUCUUACGCGCAGCCGAACUCGGUAAUGGUUUCGCACAAUGUAGCAUUGCAUUCUGCUACGAUCAAGGAAUCGGCGUCGACCGCGACUACUACAAAGCACUAGAAUGGUACAUAAAGUCUGCAACGGCCGGCAAUGCUAUCGCGCAACACGAUCUCGCCGAUUGUUAUUACCGCGGUUUAGGAACUCCCGUUAAUCAGGUUUUGGCAUUGCAUUGGUAUAGACGAUCAGCGGAGAAAGGGCUCGCACGAGGAAUAUAUAAAGUUGGAAAUCAUUAUCAGGAAGGGUUGGGUGCCGUGCAAGAUUUGCAUGAGGCUAUUAGGUGGUAUCGGAGGUCGCAUCAGGCAGGAGAGACUUAUGCUAUUUAUAGUUUGAGGCUGUUGUUUGCUCAUAUGAAAAAUGACGACUUAUAG
Ambispora gerdemannii is the source of this 753-nucleotide messenger RNA. Lineage: Eukaryota; Fungi; Glomeromycota; Glomeromycetes; Archaeosporales; Ambisporaceae. The record is from the annotation of a GenBank genome assembly.